Messenger RNA from Olea europaea var. sylvestris, 2096 nucleotides. RefSeq names its product protein PLASTID MOVEMENT IMPAIRED 2-like. The transcript has 3 exons. The record is from RefSeq and is a predicted model, not a curated record. Bases 156 to 2003 code for a protein of 615 amino acids. Lineage: Eukaryota; Viridiplantae; Streptophyta; Magnoliopsida; Lamiales; Oleaceae.
CAUAUCCCUCCUGUUUUAUCAAAUACUCCAUGGUUUUCUUAUUGAACUUAUAAGGCUGAUGAUCAAUGAAUUCCAGGUUACAGGAAAUUUUAAUGCCAAUUAUAUUUAAAGCAGAAAUCUCAGGUUUCUACUGAUUCGAGCACGACCCUUCGGAAAUGGAUUCAGGAGGGUUGCAAGAAAGGAGAAUUGGCUCAGUGAAAGUAGUUAUUGAUUCUCAUGGAGAAAGAAUUACAGAAGGAAAUUCUGUAGUAAAGAAAUUGCAAAAUAAUUAUUCAGAGAAGCAGUAUCCGACAAGAGAACUUCACCAGGUGAGACAGGACACGAUCCAACUCAACGAGAGCAGAAAACUUGCAGAGUCAGCGACAGCACAAGCAGAAACCGAGCUUUUUUCUGCGAAAAAGACGGCAAAAAGCCUUAAUUCAGCAAUCAAGGAAUCGAAUUUACGUGCAAAACCACAGCUGGGACCAAUGGAGAAACUGAAAAUGAGGGAAGAAAGUGAAGGAGGAAAAAACAAUGAGAAUUCCCAGCUUGCAAAAGUGUUGAGAGAAUUGAGAUCUGUUAAACGAGAAUUGAGUAAGCUCAAGCUAGACAUGGCUAGGAUUUUAGACGAAAAAAGAAGAGCCGAGAAGGAAACAGAAUCCUCUGUGUCUAAAAUGACUUCUUAUUCGAGUUCAGUCGAAUCACUCACCAAGGAGAUCGAGGAAAUCAAUGAAGAAAACGUGCUAGUCGAGUUGGCACGAAUUGAGGCCCUUAAAGAAUACGAAGAAAUUGAAGCCCAGAAGAAAGAAGCUGCCAAAAAACACUCAAAUGCAAUGGUGGAAAGCAGGAAGAAAAUGAAUGAAAUGAUUCAAGAAAUUGAAUAUUCAGAACAGUUAGAAGAAAAAUUAGCUAUUACAGUGUCUGAUAUCAAAAUGUUAGAGAAUGUAAAGGAAAUGAAGGAAAUGGACAAGAGAUUACAAAGAUCCCCCGAGUCUCGCCUUGCAUUGGAGUCCAUCGAGGAUGAGUUCGAGGCAACAAAGAAAGAAUUAGCUUUAGUUAAAGAAGAAAGUUUUCAAUUCAUGUCAUCCAUGGAUAUUGUACGAGACGAGCUCAAACAUGUGGCAGAAGAAUCAGCUCGACUAAGGAGAAAAGAAGAAAAAGCAGACCGGACGGUUCAGAAUCUGAAUUCAAAGCUUUUGAGGGCUAAAGAAAAAUUGGAAGCAGUGUCCACUGAUGAAGACCAGGCUAAAUCAACUGCUUCAAGUCUGUCUCAUACUCUUGACCAGUUAAAAACAGAAACAGAAUCAGCUAAACGUGAACUCUUUCUCAUUAACGAAGAAACUGCAAUAACCAAAGCCGAAAUUCAAAAGACCGAUACUGAAAUAGAUUUGGCUGAAGAAAGAUUACAGAUCGUUAUACAAGAACUGAAAACAGCUAAAUCAUCAGAAGCCAUAGCACUUCAGAAUCUCGAGUCAAUUAUUGAGAAGACAAUGAGUGACAGAGCUUCAGCUUCGCGGGAUAAGUCAACAAUAACCAUCUCAAAGUUAGAAUACGACUACUUAACGGGACAUGCAUCUGGCGCUAAGGAAAUCGCAGAUAAAAAAGUUGCAGCUGCUGAGGCAUGGGUCGAAGCUCUAAAAGCAAGUGAAAAGGAAAUACGUAUCAAAAUGGAGUUAGCUCGAAGAGAAACUCGAGAACUAAAGGUCGAGGAAGAUCGAGCGGUUAAUGUAACAGAAAAAUCACUUCACGCGAAGGAAAUAAUCGAGGAGGAAUUACAAAACAGGAGGAAAAAGUAUGAGGCUGAACACUUGCAGCCUGAAAUUGGACUUUCCAGAAAAUCAAUGAACAGAAGUGGAAAAAGAACUCCUGCAAGACGAGGAAAACAUCGAAUAUCAGCAUCUCCUAUGGUUCGUAAUGUACCUAGAUCGACAUCUUUCACAGUCAGGGGGAGAAGAAAGGUACUGCCAAAUUUAGUUAAGUUUUUCAGUGGAAGGAAUAAUGAGGCAAAUGUUAAACAUGUAUGAAGAUUUCAAUCUAUUUUUUAAAAUAUUGAUUCAAAAAUAAAUUGUGUAAUGGGUCAACUUUGGGCUCCAAUGGGAUGUGUACUUCAUUGUUAA